Messenger RNA from Lingula anatina, 4630 nucleotides. RefSeq names its product thyrotropin-releasing hormone receptor. Gene Ontology annotation, cellular component: plasma membrane. The record is from RefSeq and is a predicted model, not a curated record. Lineage: Eukaryota; Metazoa; Brachiopoda; Lingulata; Lingulida; Lingulidae. Gene Ontology annotation, biological process: G protein-coupled receptor signaling pathway. Gene Ontology annotation, molecular function: G protein-coupled receptor activity.
GAACAAGAAAGAAGAUGGAGCGAUAGCAUUGAUCGGAAUUCAUCCGGGAGUAAUUAUUGUCUAGAGUGCCGCAAAAAUCGUCUGCCAGCCUCCAAUAGAAAUUGUCCUUGACUGGAACAACAUUACCUAUACGCUGGAGAAUGCUCAGUGAAUGAUUGCGGACGGAUUACAAACCCAUGUUACUAAUAGACAAUCCCUUUGCGAUUUGCUACAUAACUUUCAUUCAUAACUACGCCGUACUACGAGCUUACUAUAAUUACACAACUCUGGGUCAUAAGUCGCUCAAUAGGCCAAGGACGGUGAUAACGAGGAGAAGAAAUAGCCUCCAAAGUAUUGUCUUAUUUCAUUUUGCUGAACAAAACUUCUGCGACGAUCGAUUUUCUCCACAACAUUGAGUCUAAAUGCUAUUAUCCAAUGGCCUUGAUUUCAAAUGCAUUUGUGGAAAUAUUUCAGUCAUGGAAUUAUUUAAGUUCAGGGUGGAUGUUGUUAUGUAAAUUCACUGACAAACACGCAUUCCGAUAUGAAAGGAUAUACAGAUAAUAGGCACAACACGCAAGUAAUCAGAUACCGCAAAAGAAUCGAAAGGCAUUUCUUAGUAAUUCAUUUUUAUCAUUAACGAAAAUCACAUCGCGCUUGGAAUCAACAAUGCGCCGAAAACAAAACGAAUGAGAGAGGAUUUUAGGCAACAAUUCUGGAAAUAAUAAUAUGCACACCUGCGUUUAUCCAGAUUUCAACAGGGGCAUACGUAAUCGAAGUUAACGCGUUACGCACCUGUUAUAAACAACAGGGUUAGAACGUGGGGGGAUUGAAGACACUUCAAAGAAAACCCAGCAAUAAGAAAGCAAUUGUUUCGAGAAAAAGUCGUUCUACUCUUUUGCUGUAGGGUGAAGAAAUUCCAUUAAAUACUGAACAGGAAAGACUUGGGGGGAAUUGAGGAAAUUGACUUAAAGAAUAUUUUUGUAAAGAUAUCCGCCUUGCGAUAUGGAUCGCCGUCGUAUUCCAUUCACUGGAGAACAAAAUACUUGCACAAAAUAUCGACGACGUAAAACUGUUCUGUUUCCGUAACCUGCGAGUCUUUUAAUUCUUAGAGAAAAAGCAGGGAACAUCGACCAGCAAAAAUACAAACAUUUCAAAGUAGACCCAUUGUCUACUGCCUGACCAUCCCAUGUUAUCUAAAAUAGACCCCUUUGAGCGAAAUGUAUCCUUUGAGCGAAAUGUAUCCAGUAUUUUCAGGAUACUUAAAUGACGAACAUUGAAUUGUAAGGACACAGUAAACAAUUCUUGGAAUUAACCUUAUUAUUGUUUGAAUAAAACAUCUUUUGGGGGGCGUGACAGGCAGAAUCUGCUUUCAGAGAAACUGGCCAUUUCAUUUUAAAUGAUAUCUGAGAUCUUUGAAAAAUUGGAUUGGACAUUACUCGCACUAGCACCAGCGGGAUUCAUUCACAGAAAUAUGUGUGAAGCUGUUGGAACAGGGCUGGUGGCAUUUGAAAACAGAGUUAGGCCGUGAUCUGCUUCGUUCACCGAAUACCAACUCGAUUCUCAAACCUCCGUUCAACAACUGAUAAAACAACGCUUGGAAUAUUCAACCAAUCAAAUAGCAUGUCAUCAAAUUUUUAUGGCGUUUUGUUCAAGGUCUUUGACAAUCUGUUAUGCGAUAGGCGGUCAUAAGUUCAACAUACAGCUUUCUACUCCGUUUCAUUAGACAAUAACAUUGGCAUAUUAAUUCGAGCCGAAGCCUAUGAACGUUGAGCCGUAUUAAAUAUAGCGGAUCCAUGUCAACGGCGAGUCCCCGGUGACACGCAUUGAAAUCGAGAGCGAAAGCAACAGGAGGUAAAUUGAUGGGCAGUUUUGUUUUUCCGAUGUAUAUUCAGUAUAAGAUUCAAUAAAGGGAGAGAUCACACGGUGGCAAUAAGCAAGGGCACCGGAAUAUAUGAAUUCUAGUCACUGCGUUGAACUGAUUGCACUAUUAAGUGCAGAAAGGUGAGGCGACCACCUGAUGCUAAACUAGGCGUAUAUUGAACUACUGCAUUUAAACGCAGUGUCAGAAGAGGAUCGCGUUUAGAAAUGAGAAAUCGAAAUCGCUCGGAGCGUUCAGUUGUCUCUUCGGUGUCUGUUUCAACACGCUGAAGGAUUUGCACCGCAUUAUAGAUACACCAAGCAACGUCUGAAAAGCGUGGUCAAGGACCGCGUUUAAUGCCUGUUGGAUCUGAUAUUAACAUUUUUCCUAGACAAUUGACGGCUGUGAAUAUCACUUGCGUUUGCCAUUUAAGGUUUAUUAAGCUGAACCACCUGACAGUUGCCUUUAACACGAAAGAUCGAUGUACCGUGGAAUAACCAAGGCAUGUGCGGAGAUACAGUGCUGCUUUGGGUUUGAACAUUUAAGCAUUUAGUGCUGCAAAGUGGAACUUGGUGCCCUUGGAACUGGUCAAGCGUAAAAUCGAUCGAAAUGAGUACGGCGAUCAGUGUUUGGAACAAUUAAUCAAAUUAAUCAAAUCCUGAUAAAAAAAAAUAGGAAUUGCACUCGGAUUUAUCGUGUCGCCAAUGGCGGUUCCAGACGCGGUAAGUGACCACAUUAAGAAGGUUGCAGUGGACGGCAUAUACACAACCGAAGUCAUGCACCUCCUGAACCGGACAGUAAUAGAAUUAACGACGCACAUGGUCAACACGGCGCCAAACUGUGGGUCAACUAGGGGGUACCACGCCAUGGUGUCAACUGCCCAAGAGGGACCCUGGAUGACCGAAACGACCCAUGAUUAUGAUGGAAACUGUUCCGUUGGUGGCUCGAUGGAAGAGAUGGCGUACAACACAGCGCGCUAUCCAUUCCUUCACUUCCUUCACAAUUUCAGACUGUACUUCACCCCGACUGUGGUGAUUCUGGGUUUCAUCGGAAACCUCAUGUCAUUCCUGGUGUUCACCUGCACCCACCUUCAGCGACUUUCGUCCAGUGUCUAUCUUGCCGCGCUCGCCAUUUCGGACGAGGCUUUUCUUAUCCUGCUCCUUAUGACACAGUGGUUAUUGGACCUUAAGAUUAACCUGUUCUACUCGCAGGGAUGGUGCCAGGCGAGUAUAUAUUUAACAUACAUAUUCAGUUUUCUCUCCGUGUGGUACGUUGUGGCGUUCACCACGGAGCGGUACAUUGCGGUGCGGUUCCCCUUAAAGCGACCCGAAAUGUGCACUGUGGCGCGAGCCAAAAUUGUGGUCCUAUCUCUGGCGGGGUUCGCCGCCGUGUUUUAUUUGCUCACUUUAUGGACAAACGGGGUUGAGGACGGAGUCUGCAAACCCCUGGACGGAUAUUCCGAGCUCAAUAAGGGGUUCAUUUACACGGAUACCGUACUGACUUUUGUCAUCCCAAGCGUCGUGCUCAUAUACAUGAAUAUUCGAAUUGCUAUAAAGGUGGCUUAUUUCUAUAGUAAACGGAAGGAAUCCGAUGCACGAAUUAUUGUGGAGCAAUUCACGUUCAACAACAGGUACGUGAAACACCCUCAUCCGGUAAUAGGAUCCCCUACAAGACGGUCGCAAGAGUCACAGAUGAAGAUUACAAAAAUGCUGUUAGUGGUUUCAACUGUGUUUCUGUUCUUAAAUCUCCCCAGCCACGGGAUAAGGAUUUACGUCCUCAUAAUGUUAUACGCCAACGGCGGGCAACACAGUGGCACACAAAUGGAAUACGUUCUACAGUACGUCUUUCAAUUCUUGUAUUAUAUCAAUUUUGCGGUGAACUUCUUUCUUUACUGCAUCACGGGGAGGAAUUUCAGACGUGCGUUUGGGAGGUUGGCGGGAAAGUUCAGGUAUAAAACUGUACGUUUUUUCAGCCACGUGAGUACCAGUCUACGAAGGCGGUCUACGCGAACGAGAUCCACGCCGCUUCCAGAUCCGGGUGAUCUACAUGUAUGAUAAACUGUCAUACAUGCAUGCCUGUACGCUCAAGUAGUCCUAUAUAUUCAUAGAGAGAGACACAGAAACUGAUCUGUUCCAUAUUUAUACUAUCUGAACCUUAUUCAGAUGCAGUUUAUUUCAAUAUCUACUACGAUACAAAAGCAUCCAAAAAUACCCCACAACAACGUGCAUACACUCACACACCCAUACACAUACUCACAUAAGGGCAUGGUAUUUUUUUUCAUUUUUAUACGUCUUCUCUUAAUUGGUGGAUGAUAGAGCUUAGGCCAAACAAGUGAUAUUUUUAACUGUGUUUUAUUUUCUUUUUGUAAAGCCGUUGUAAAAUUACACAAAAUUACACAGUAAGGUUAUACUGGUAUAUAUACAAAUUGUUUGUAAUAUAUUUAUAUAGAUAUCGCGCACACAUAGGCGCGGGGUUAUUACAAGUUACACAUUGAUAUGGCCGUCUAUAUUAUAGGGGUUUGACGUUAACACUCACAUUAAAACAUGUUGUUUGUAAAUAGCAUACCCGAAUCUUGUUUUGCCGCUGUAUCACAUGCAUUUAAAAACGGGAUAAAGUCCAACGCUCACUAGAAGCUUCGAGCGAGCCACCGACUUUGCGACUAUUGGGUAUCAUGUAGUAAUAAUACCGGUAGCUAAGCUUAUAGAUUUUAGUGUGCACCGGGAAUAACGAUACACUAUUAUUUAUAUUUGCUGUGCCUUAACACUAUCUGUAAUAAUAAACGGGUGCAUUUGA